UUUGCAUUUAUUAACAUGUAUCUGUUUUUUUUUUUUUGCUUACAGGUUGUCGGUAACAAAGUCGUAAUGAGGGAUCAGUUGAGCGUGCGAGGUGGCCAGCUGAAGGUCAAGUACCUGUAUGAAGACUCAACCAAUAACCGGAAAAUCAACGCUAUAACCACAGCUGUCAUUCAGAACGCUGGGAGCACUGGCCAGACGCCCACCAAAACCACCGUCUCCACCCUGUCCAAGGAUCACAGUGCGGACAGCUCUGACUCCAGUAAGGGCUCCACUGAAUCAUCUGGAUCACAAGGAGCUGGGAACGGCGGCAAACUCUGCAACACCCUCAAUCCCGAGCAGGCUCUGAGACUCUACCGGUCCCAGCUGACCACCCUGGAGCACACCGAGAUCCAAGCAUACCCGGAUAUCUACUUCGUGGGACCCAACGCGAGGAAAAGGCCUGUCGUUCCCGGCGGAAACAACAACUGCGGCUACGACGACGAGCAGGGCGGCUACAUUCAUGUCCCUCACGACCACCUGGCGUACCGCUACGAGUUCCUGAAGAUCAUCGGUAAGGGUAGCUUUGGACAGGUGGCUAAAGUCUACGACCACAAGCUGCAGCAGCACCUGGCCCUCAAGAUGGUGCGCAACGAGAAGCGCUUCCACCGGCAAGCGCAGGAGGAGAUCCGCAUCCUGGAGCACCUGCGCAAGCAGGACCGCAACGGCGCCAUGAACGUGGUGCACAUGCUGGAGAACUUUACCUUCCGCAACCACAUCUGCAUGACCUUCGAACUGCUCAGCAUGAACCUGUACGAGCUCAUCAAGCGCAACAAGUUCCAAGGCUUCAGCCUGCCGCUGGUCAGGAAGUUUGCGCACUCCAUCCUGCAGUGUCUCGAGGCGCUGUCCCGGCACAGGAUCAUCCACUGCGACCUGAAACCUGAGAACAUCCUGCUCAAGCAGCAGGGCCGCAGCGGCAUCAAGGUGAUUGACUUUGGCUCCAGCUGCUUUGAGCACCAGCGGGUCUACACCUACAUCCAGUCCCGCUUCUACCGGGCUCCGGAGGUGAUCCUCGGCUCGCGCUACGGCCUCCCCAUCGACAUGUGGAGCUUCGGCUGCAUCCUGGCCGAGCUGCUGACGGGCUACCCGCUGUUUCCCGGUGAGGACGAGGGUGACCAGCUGGCCUGCGUCAUGGAGCUGCUCGGCAUGCCCCCGCAGAAGAUCCUGGAGCAGGCCAAGAGAGCCAAGAACUUCAUCAAUUCCAAGGGUCAGCCUCGCUACUGCGGGGUCAGCACCCUGCCGACCGGCGCCACCGUGCUGACGGGGUCGCGCUCGCGCCGCGGCAAGAUGAGGGGCCCGCCGGGCAGCAAGGAUUGGAGCGUCGCGCUCAAAGGCUGCGAGGACCCCACCUUUACUGACUUCUUGAAGAAGUGUUUGGACUGGGACCCCUCUUCCCGCCUCACGCCUAGCCAGGCCCUCAGACACCCCUGGCUGUACCGCCGGCUUCCCAAGCCCCUCCCCGGGACGGAGAAGAGCCAAGGGGCGCCUGUGAAACGGCUCCCCGAGCACCACAGCACCUCCUUCCCCUCCAUCAUGACGAAGGGCGGACAGGGCCUGGGCACAACGGCUCCCGGCAACAAACUCAAGAGCAACAUGAUUGGAGAUUCAGGGGAGACCAUCCCUCUUCGCACAGUCCUACCUAAACUUGUCUCCUAAUAAAAAAAAAAAACAGUGAGAGAGAAUCCUCUGCUCGUUCCACCCACUCCUCAGGAGGAGUCCACACACGGAGGACGUGGUUUUAAAACUUGUUUGGUUGUUCUUCUAUUUGUUUUUUUUUUUCUACUGAGGUGUCGACACCCCAGUUCCUGGUUUUAAUAAUAGAAAAACAAAAAAAAAAAAAUUUUGGCAAAAAACGAAAAAAAAAAAAAAAAAACAACAAACUAUCACACAGAGGUUUUUAUACAGAGGAUUUCCUUUAAUGGCUGUGAAUUUUUCAGUUUACAGCCUGUUGAUUUUUAGAUGAUGCUUUUUGGGUGGGGGGGUGGGGGGGGGCCAGAAAUCUUCCUUGUGAGUGGACAGCUUUUUAUUUGUUAAAAAGAAGAUGUUUUUAGACCUCUGCUUGAUCUCUCAUGAGUGUUGUAGUGAAAACGCACUCGAGCACACCUGCACUGUCACUUGGCUCACUUCACACAGGACACCGCCAUUUUGAAUUCUCUCUUUCCACGUGCAAAACUUGAAAAGGGCUGUAGAGAUUACUCCCAUCAGGUGAGAGCUAGCUGGGAAGAAGGUGCGUGCUAGGCCGACGGAAGUUGACGGCAAAGAGAAAUGCGACACAAAUGCAAAUUUAUGCUCACGACGAUUUUAAGGAGGUAAAACAGGUCUGGCUUUAUUUGUGGGGAAUAAUUACAAAUCGCAGUGCCUUGUAAAAUAUUCACACUGCCUUGACUUUUUUUUUUUUUUUUCACGUUUUGUCAUAUUGCAACCUCCAAACAUCCAAGCUGGGGAUGUGUUUAGCACAGCGGGUUUCUCCCUGACACGUCUGGUUUGGUCCGUGGUCUUCGUGACGCUGUUUGUUCAGCGACGCUCUUUGGAAAACUUCCUCUGAAGUCACAGAACAGGCGCAUUUGUUGGAUUUUUAAUGCGAAAUUAACGGAAACCCAGUCAAAAUGAUCAAACGACCCGACUGCAUCCUUCAAAAGAUUUUUUUUGAGAGGCUUCAGCUAUCAAUUCUGGGGAGCUUCCAUGCUGGAGAGAAGCGUUCCCACACCAUAACGCUGCCACUACCAUGUUUUACAGCAUUAGUAAAGAGGGACGGGGGCAGUCUGACAACUCCAACUGUGUCGCCAUCACAAUCUCUACUUCUGUGCUGGUUUACCAAGGCAAACCAUUCUGCAUAACUUUGUAAACAUAGUGAGGGCAGUUGUGGUGCAGAUUAAAUAAACUUGGGGCAAAUUUUAAGAAUAUUUGAGAAUUUGUGUUACUUUAAUAAAUUGGGUUUCCAUUAUUCUUCACUGUAAAGUGAAGAGUUCCCACACCAUGAUGCUUCCACUACCUUCUAACACCUUAAGCGAUGAUUCCCGGUGAGUUUGUGGUUGUAACGUGUCAGUGUUAAAAAAAAAAAAAGUUCAAAAACGUCUGAAUAGUUUUCCAAGGCACCUUCCUUCCUGUCUUUCCUUUUGCCUUAAGGACACCACCCUGCUGUUUGACAUUAAUGUGUGUGUGCUUUAGCCGAGAGGGCAAGGGGCAACCUAUUUACAGCUUCUCCUAGUUUCACCACACUGGUGGAGG
Poecilia latipinna (sailfin molly) is the source of this 3264-nucleotide messenger RNA. RefSeq names its product dual specificity tyrosine-phosphorylation-regulated kinase 2-like. NCBI's taxonomy places the organism in Eukaryota, Metazoa, Chordata, Actinopteri, Cyprinodontiformes, Poeciliidae. The record is from RefSeq and is a predicted model, not a curated record. Gene Ontology annotation, biological process: peptidyl-serine phosphorylation; positive regulation of cell cycle G2/M phase transition; cytoplasmic stress granule disassembly. The transcript is spliced from 4 exons. Bases 16 to 1692 code for a protein of 558 amino acids. Gene Ontology annotation, molecular function: protein serine/threonine kinase activity; ATP binding; protein serine/threonine/tyrosine kinase activity. Gene Ontology annotation, cellular component: cytoskeleton; cytoplasm; nucleus.